Antrostomus carolinensis (chuck-will's-widow) is the source of this 1803-nucleotide messenger RNA. Its product is annotated as phosphatidylinositol 3,4,5-trisphosphate 5-phosphatase 2-like. The record is from RefSeq and is a predicted model, not a curated record. Gene Ontology annotation, cellular component: cytosol. The annotation marks the transcript as partial. The transcript is spliced from 18 exons. Gene Ontology annotation, molecular function: inositol-polyphosphate 5-phosphatase activity. Gene Ontology annotation, biological process: phosphatidylinositol dephosphorylation; negative regulation of insulin-like growth factor receptor signaling pathway; regulation of immune response. NCBI's taxonomy places the organism in Eukaryota, Metazoa, Chordata, Aves, Caprimulgiformes, Caprimulgidae.
ACCAUCCAGGGCAUCCAGGCCAAGUGCUUCCGCACCCUCCCCGACCUGAUCGGCGCUUACCAGCAACCCAACAACGGGCUGGUGACACCCCUGCUCUACCCCGUGCACCGGGGGAGGCCGCAGAGGCUGCAGGAGCAGGUCCACAGCAGCCCGGCCAGUGACUUCAUGGGCUUCAUGGCCGAGUACCUGAGCGAGUGCCCGGGGGGUGACAGCCCUGGAGGACACCUGCCUUGUCCCCAUCUCCUUCAUGGUGUCCAAACAUCACCAUCGAAGCUUGGGAGAUGUCCUUGCUGGCUCUCACCUGCUCCUCUCCUCUGCAGUGAGAUUGACCUCACGCUGGCAGGUCUGGAGACACUGGCCAGGGUGUUCGACCUCCCCAUGUCCCCUCGCAGCCUGGACGGGGAGCAGGGUGUCCCGACCAGCGAUCCAGACCUUGAGCUGCUCCUCAACAAGAUAUCUGCUGUCAACCAUCUCCUCUCUUCGCUGGAGAAGAAGGUUCCUGCCCUCCCCAUGCCAUGGUGCCAGGCUGGAGAAGCCCGGCACAACCUGUCACUGCCCAGCAUGGUGGCAGCCCCCCCACCAGUGACAAAGCCCCUGGCUGUGCAGAGCUUUGAGGUGAAGGUGGGCAAGUCACAGCGGGCAGCCCUGACCGUGGACGUGGAGUCGGGCACCGUGGCCAUCAGCAAGCGGGGCAACGGGUCCCCAGAGGAGACCAUCCCCCACGACAAAAUCCUGCAGCUGAUCAAAUACCAGAGCGUGCCGAGCAAGGUGAGGCUGGUGUACAACCGGGAGCUGCAGAAGAGCCUGAGCAGAGACUUCAUCUUCCCCAGCGCACGGAAGCGAGAAGCCUUUUGCCAGCUGCUGCAGCUGAUGAAGAUUCAACACUCCAACUUGGAUGAGCCCGACCUCAUCUCGGUGUACAUCGGGACGUGGAACAUGGGCAGCACGCCACCACCCCGCUCCCUCGCCUCCUGUGCCCAGCACAUCCCUGCAGGGAACAAGGGAGCUGUGGGCGUCUCCUUCCUUUUCAAUGGGACCUCCUUCGGCUUCAUCAACUGCCACCUGGCCUCUGGCAGUGAGAAGACCCACAGGCGUAACCAGAACUACAGUGACAUCCUGCGCUCCCUGGUCCUGGGUGACAAGCGGCUCAGCACCUUCGACCUCACCCUGCGCUUCACCCACCUCUUCUGGUUUGGGGGACUCAACUACCGGACAUGGAUCUGGGACUCACCUCACCUUCCUCUCCUGGUCCAGGACAUCCUUGCCCACUUAACCAAGAAGGAGUUUGAAGCCCUCCUGGCUGUUGACCAGCUCAACCUGGAGCGGGAGAAGAACAAAGUGUUCCUGCAGUUCAGUGAGGGUGACAUCUCCUUCCCACCCACGUACCGGUACGAGCGGGGGUCCCGGGACACCUACCUGUGGCAGAAGUUCAAGCCCACGGGGCUGAGGAUCAAUGUCCCCUCGUGGUGUGACCGCAUCCUGUGGAAGUCACACCCAGAGACCCACGUGGUCUGUAACUCCUACGGCUGCACCGAUGACAUCGUGACCAGCGACCACUCGCCCGUCUUCGCCACCUUCGAGGUGGGAGUGACAUCGCAGUUCGUGCCCAAGAAGGCUCCCGGAUCCGACCCCGAGCCCCUGACCUGCAUCGAGUGGGAGAGCAUCGAGGUGACCGUGAGGACAUCCAGCCGCAGCAAGUGCUACAUUGAGUUUCACUCCUACUGCCUGGAAGAACCCCAACGGAGCGGGGAGAACACGUCCCAGAGCUGUGACAUCCCCGGCUUCCUCACGCUGGGCUGGGCU